UGCAGAAUCUUAUGCUUGAAAUGGAGAUGAAGUAUUCUAUUUUCCAAGCAGAUAUCAAAGGAUUGAAGAAUGAUUUGAAUCUCAUCAAAACAUCAGUGAACGAAAAUCUGCAGGCAGAGAGGCAGAAUGACGAGCCAUUGACGCAGGAACUUGAGCAAUCACGGGAAACCAUUGCAAGUCUAGAAAACGAGCUGGAAAUGUUGAAAGAAUCAGAAAGAACAACUGAGGAUCAAAUCGAGAAUCUCAAAGUGAUAAACGAAGAUCUUGAUACUCAGCUUACUGUUACCAGAGCUAAACUAAAUGAGGUUCUCCAGAAAUUAUCUUCUCUGGAAGUGGAAUUGGAAAAUAAAAGGCAUUGCUGUGAGGAACUGGAAGGAACCUGUCUGGAGCUUCAACUGCAACUUGAAAGUAUUACCAGCAAUCAGCAUUCGCAGGAAAAUGAAAACCAAGAAGGGCUGCUCCGAACUGGCAUGGAGAUUACUAGAGCGUCUGUGAAGUUGGCUGAGUGCGAGAAAACCAUUUUGAAGCUGGGAAACCAGCUAAAGGCACUAGGUUCAGCAAGACAAUUAUCAGUUGUUGACAAGGUUCUUUCUAUUGCUGAUACCAAGAAUAAGAAAUCUAAGCCGCGAUCGUCAUUGCUUGAUCAGAUGAUAUCUGAAGAUAACUCAGAAGUGAAGCAUCUUCAGUCCCCAAAGACAAAAGUUGAAAGCAAACUUGAAGCAAAUGCCACCCAAGUUGGGACUCCUGAAGCAUCCCUUGGGACAAAGAAUGAAACUAAAAGCGCCAAAGCUGGAACUUUGGUCAUUGUUCCGAUCAAAAAGAGGGGAGGAGGAAUUGGGCUUCUGAGAAAGCUACUGCUUAGAAGGAAGAAAGGUAGCAGCAAUAGCACCUCCAUUUACUUUGGCAAAUGACUGGCAGGCAUUGAUUGCAAUAAUUAUUGGUGUUUCUUGUGAAUAUAAGGAGUGGGUUUUUACUAUGUUGCUGGUUUGAUGCUCCAAUUUAGACUUGGAACUAUAUAACGGUCUGAUGAAUAUGUUGCCGAUUUCAAGAUUGCUAUACCAUUUCAAACAACUAGGGAUGUUUAAGUAAAA
This is a messenger RNA of Sesamum indicum (sesame), 1091 nucleotides long. Lineage: Eukaryota; Viridiplantae; Streptophyta; Magnoliopsida; Lamiales; Pedaliaceae. The record is from RefSeq and is a predicted model, not a curated record.